CUGCGUUAAUCACUGUUAUUCAUUAAUUUAUAACAAAGCACUAUGUAUUUGAUAAAUGAUCGUUAAUGCAAAUAAAAGUUGUAUAAUAUCAUAAUAAUCUGUGAUAUCGGAUGGACACAAAGAUAUCGAGAAGUUUUAAUUUUUGCUACAAACCAAGGUCAUGGAAAGUAGAUGUUGAUAACUUAAAGACAGAAUAUAACAGACAGACCCACAUAAUUGAUACAUCAACAGCAUCGUCAAGCUAAAAAAAGCUUCGGGAACAAAAGGAAAAGAGAGCUUUCACUACAACAAUAACUGCAUUUAAAAACUUCAACACGCUUUUUUGUGAUACAGAUAUCAUAAACGUGCACGCGACGCAAUUAAAUGUCACUGAAAAUGUCACACAAUAACCAGAGUAAAUUUAACAAUUCUGACACCGAUGAUUAUGGUUUAUACACCGACAAUAUGUCUUAUAAUUACGACUUCAGCUAUUGGGAUGAGUUCAUAUAUCCAAGCUAUGAUUUUGAGAGGGCGCUGUAUCUGUACAUUUGGGAAAUAAUGGUUAUUGUAACGUCCCUCUUUAAUUUUGUCGUUAUUUCCGUCUUCCUCCGAAGAAAAAUGCGGAAUUCUACAAGCAUAAUCUUUGCGGCAAUAGCUGUUUCUGAUUCUCUCACUGGAAUAGUGACCUUACCAACAUACAUUAUGGUGUUCCAUUCCGACCCAUUUGAGUUGAGUUACAGUAUGUAUGAUUACUUCACGAACUCGAAUGGAACAUCAACCACCAACUCAUCAUCAUAUUCACCAGAUUAUUUAACCUAUUACGCCGAUUACGCCGAUUACGUAGAAGCGCAGGAACUAGUACAUGACUUUAAUGUGACGAAAGAUUUAUGUAAUGGUUUUAUGAUAACAAAGUACUUUCUGUCGGAAUCGUUUCACACAGUUUCAAUAUUUCUGACAUUAUUUUUGGGAAUUCAAAGAUACGUGUCCGUUGCUUUCCCGUACAAGUCGAAGUUUCUAUUUGAUAUCAAGCGAGCGCUUGUCAUUUGUGUUGUUAUAUUUGUUUUGUCCCCACUGCUACAUUCGUAUCACCUGGUAAGCAACAGAGCAAAGAACAUGUAUUGCCUAUGGGAACUGCAAAGACAUGGAUGUGAAGGAGGUUGCAUUAAUUUGUGGAUAGCAUUCUUCAUACGUCACUUCCUGCCUUGUUUGACGCUUGUUGUCUUUUCCGUGCUGUUCAUUUCAAAGUUACACGUUGGAGAAGAAAGCUUGCGUAAACUGGGUAUUAAUCGGUCUCAGAUAUCUCGACGCGUUGAAGAAAAUCGCCAAAUCUCAAUCAUGGUCACGUGCAUCGUUAUUGUAUUCCUCAUACCAGAAAUACCAUACGGCGUUUUCAUACUGUGUAUCGCAAUAGACAAAACGGCCAACAACGGUAAAGGAAUUGCUUUAAAACCAAUCAGGGCGAUAUUUAUGGCCUAUCAAAUUUUACUAGUUCUUUCCUUCCAUGCAAACUUUUAUAUAUACACUGUGUUUAACAGAAGAUUCCGCAAAGUACUAUACAGAACUGUUGUCAAACCAGUGAGGCGAUUUUUUCAGUGUAAUGAUUCUGAGCAAACGCCCCACAUGGAAAUGAAACCUCUUCAAACAUUUGCUGCAAAGGUGCGACCAAGUGAAAAUGAACCCGAGCAUGAACCAUUAAAUGCUAAAGAUAAUUAAUCAUAUUUCUCCCUUUACAAGAAAUGUUACACAGAAAGAAAAAACUCUAAUACUAUUGUAUUAUAAAUCUAUCUGUAUAAAUUUUAGUUCUUUCUGAGGAUAUUUCUAGCACUUUGCAAGACUUAUGCAUUUACAAAUGAUACUUUAUCUGUGUAAUUUAUAGCAAGUUUUUACUUUAUCAAGCAUACAGAUGCGGGCUAACAUGUCCACAUUUGAAACAAAUAAAUCUUAAAGUCUAAAUCUAAGGUCCCUAAAUAUGGUCCAAGCGGCAGGGCACUCAACUGGUCCCAGUCUAAUAUUCAUAGUUGUUUUGUUGUUUACCUAUCAUAUUACCAUUUACAAGCUUUUUUCAUAUAAACCUGCUGGUUUAUAAAAUUGAUAAAUUAUAACGUCAAUGCUUUGAACUUGCAUUAAUGCAUAUCAAUAAUUGAAUAAUACAUACAAUGCAACCACACGAUAACAACCAGGCUUAACUAACCAAGAUGGACGCCGAAAUUAUUUUCAACAUUAUGAGGGCAUAAUGUAACGCUCAUUCUUGAAACAUUUAAUUUUUUCGUACCUAAAUACGAAAAUAACCGUAACGUUCAGAAUCAAAGAGAAUUAUGAAUAUGCCUAAUGUUAUCUACAAACAAAGUUUUAAACCCUUAUUAAUCACUGCGAACUUUACAGUUAAUUUUGCAAUUAAAUAAAUGAAAUGUAGACAGAUUCAUUGAAGAAAAUGGGGAAAAACUUAUUUUCCUUGUUUGAUUUAAGGAUAUUUGUCUAAGGUUAAAAUGAUACAAAACAAAAAAGUCGGAAAGAUGCUUUAGAUAAUAUAACACGCCUUAAAAUGUACUUUAUCUGUGUAUUGUAUCAUAGUUUGGAGACCUUUCUGUUGAAAAUGUGUCUGGGUUAAAUCGUAUACAUAUACAUGCACCGUGCGUUAACUGGAGUGCGGGUAUUAGUUACCCGCACUCCAGAGCAUGUCCAUUGAUUGGCUCAUUUUUGCUGGGGUUUACAUAUUGUGACGGCAGAGAAAGGGAAAGCGACAGAAAUGUCAUAUUCAGAUGUUCGUUCAUUGGUUCAUUUUUGCCGGGGUUUCAUAUUGUGACAACAGGGAACGUGCUUUUAUGUUUGACUAUGAUACAAAAGAGAAAGAACACCAAAACACUCGGCAAUCUGAUUAAUACUCGGGGGCUACGCCCCUUCGUACAAAUCAGAUAGCCUCGUGUUUCGGUGCUCUUUCUAUUACAUGUAAGGACUCUUUCCUGUUUUCAACACCUAAUUGAUGCUAUUUUUAAAAUAUAUAAGUGAUGUUAAUACCGCAGGAAAACAUGCUUUUAAAUUAACUGUUUCAAUAUUCAAGUGCAGUAGGUCACUCAUAUGACUGUAAGUUGAUUUUGCUUUAAAGGCAUUUUCAGCAAUUUGUAUUGUCACGAUUUCCGUAAUACAGAUACAUAAAUAAGUUCAUUACUGUAACAUUUAACAUUUCAUCAUGAUCAUAUGACUUUCAAGUGCAUUUUAAUUCCAUUGUUGUAUUAACAUUCAGUUACAAUUUUCGUUUUAUGUCAAAUACAAAGAGUCAUAUAGGGUGUACCUUUCCUAUUACAAUUUCCUCAGUUUACAUUAAAUGUCAAUUAGAUCUUCCUUAUUGUCUUUUGCCUUCAAUAAUCGUCGUAAUGUGUUUCAUGGAAAUUAUCGUUAUGUGCAUUUUGGGAGACAUGUAAGAUUAUUACUAAGUUAUAGUAUUGCAGAAUUUUAUUUUGCAUACAUAUGCCUAUCAUGCAAAUACGAGUGUUGCCAGUCAGUUUUCUAUACAGCAAGGACAUACAUACUUUUAUGAUUUGUCAGGCAAAUAGAUUCGUUUACAUAACAUCCGUCUUGUGGACAGUUUGAAAGUUGAUUCUUACAAUGAUGCAUCAUUACAUUUUCCAAAAAUAUGUUUGUUUUAAUUUUGCAUUCGUUGUAGGAAUAACACAAAAUGAAUGUGAACGUAGACAAUAAUAAGUGUAUAACAUUUAUAAGUUGCCUUUUAUUGGUUAAAAGAUAAAUGAUUGCAUCGACUCAAAAACUGAUCUCUACUGAUUAUAAUGAUACACUGACAAGUGCAGAAUAGAACAGAA
Ruditapes philippinarum (Manila clam) is the source of this 3794-nucleotide messenger RNA. Its product is annotated as sex peptide receptor-like. Gene Ontology annotation, molecular function: G protein-coupled receptor activity. The transcript has 2 exons. Bases 364 to 1692 code for a protein of 442 amino acids. Gene Ontology annotation, biological process: G protein-coupled receptor signaling pathway. The record is from RefSeq and is a predicted model, not a curated record. NCBI's taxonomy places the organism in Eukaryota, Metazoa, Mollusca, Bivalvia, Venerida, Veneridae. Gene Ontology annotation, cellular component: membrane.